CUAAUCUGCUAGAAUUAAAUCAUUCUGUCGGGGCUAACCAAGGAACAGUUAACUAAAAGAAUUAUAACAGUUACCGCCACAAUGAAAAAUCUGGUAUUAGUGGGAGUUGUUGCCUUGGUGGCUUUACAUACAGCUUUUUCGGAUUCUACUGGGUGCCAACAAUUUAUUGACGUCAUAGCCGUUGUCGAUGGCUCUGACAGUGUCGGACCAACAGAGUUUCAAUCAGUUAGAGAUUCUUUGAGCGACUUUGUUACAGCUUUGGGGGUGAGUUCAUCAGUUCGGUUCGGCGUGGUCGUCUACAGUUCGACAGUAGGAGAUGUAAUUCCAUUAUCAGGCGAUGCCAGUGAUCUAACUAACAAAAUAAAUAAUCUUAACCAUGCACGUGCAGGAACAGCCACCGACUUGGGUAUCGCCAAAAUGAUUGAGAUGUUCAGUGGUUCUUCAAGCCCCAAAGUUGGCAUUGUUAUCACCGAUGGGGAAUCUUUAACUCCGAGUGCAACAUUGACUCAAGCAACAAAUGCCAGAAACCAGAACAUUAAUAUGUUUGCCAUCGGAGUCGGAGACGAUAUUAAUUCAGAGGAAUUAAAUGGUAUAGCCUCAUCAUCUGGCCAGGUAUCAUCUGUCACCGACUACACGGCACUUGCCCAACAGAUAAGCAGUCUAGUGUUGGAAAUCUGUCCUACUACUCAACCAACAACUAAACCAUGUGAUGGCUGUAAAAUGGCUAACGGUAUUGGAUACAACCCACAUACAGAUUGUGAUAAGUACAUUCAAUGUGAAUUUACAACAGAUCUCACCUUACUCCAAUACCACGUAAAACAAUGUGGAUAUGGAACUUUCUGGAAUCAAGAUAAACUGACCUGUGAUCAUAUUGGCAAUGUCGCCUGUGAUAAUGAUCCAUGCAAUACAAAAGUUGAUGGUGAGUCAUACAAGACAAAUGGAAACUGUUCUCAGUAUUAUCGAUGUGUAGAUAGUAAAACACAAAUCAGACAAUGUCAACCUGCUUCUUCCUAUGAUUCAUUUAAUGGCUAUUGUACUGUAAAUACGUCAUGCAAAAGCCAGCCACCUAUUCCUGUGGACUGUGUGUUUAAAGAAAGAACUAAUGAUAGAUGUCAUUAUGAUUGGGUUAUCCCAUCUGGUACGGUAAAGAUGCCUUGUCCAGGCGGUACGACUUUUAACCAAGCCACCUGUUUAUGUGAUACACUAUUGGGAGCUUCUUGUUAUCCUGCCUGCAAGCCUAUUGUGGACAUUCAUUUCAACGCAGACGACGUUGGAGAGUAUGACAACUAUGGGGCUAUAAUCCAAAAUGGUAACGCUUAUUUCAAUGGCAACGCCAGCAUUAAGAUUCUAACAUUGGCUAAUGUUGACUUCAGAUCUAAAAUUAACAUAAUGGUCAGGUAUCGGAACGAGUUUUAUACUUUUCAAGAACAAGCCGUGGUUACCAAUGGUGAUUGUGGUAAACAACCGUCCAUAAGCAUAACCAACCGAAAUAACAAUGUCAGAUUCAACCUUCAGGAUACUACAGCAUCUGCCCACACACUUGAUGUUAAGUCGUAUAGCCAAUGGCGGGUUGCUCGAUACCUUUUGAAAGAUGGACAGUUUAGAGCUAAAGUUAACCGUAGGGGUAGCAGUGACUCUAUUACAGUUGAAGCUAGAAUACUAAGAUCACAGUGUGCCUUCAUACUAGGUCAAGGUACUGGGUUCCAGAAUUUUAAAGGAUGGAUUGAUUACAUCACUGUAUCAACAUGUUAGAUAGCUUGUUGGCCUACAAACUGGAUGACUAUCCUGAAUCACUUUCUUAGCUUUAUGGUCUGUCGUUUGUAUGUAAAUAAGUUAUAUUUGAUAAGGUUAUCUUCGUUUUGUAUAAAAUAUGUAGUACAUGUGCAUCAAUUAGAUCCUAAAGUUUAAGCGAAUACAAUAAAAUCACUGUACCAAAUAUUGAAUUAAAAUCGCGAAAUAGAUAUUUUCUCAAUAAUAAAAUAAUCGUUGUCUUUCAAAUUUGUGCAAUUUUAGUCAAACCGACCAUAUUGUAAUUGCUUAAUCUAUUUAUGGUAACCAAAUUAGUUAAAUUUGCUCCUUUGUUUUCAAGAUAGACUUCAUGCCUUUUGAACUUGUACUGUUUUAUGCAAACCACUUUGUUUUAGUUUUAUUCUUAAAACCAUUUUCCUAAAUUUUAAUAUACCCUAACAUUUAUAUUAACCAAAUACUUGUAUAGUGAAUUUUACUACGUUGCUCUAUUGUUUCAAUAAAUCUUAAUCAAAAUAUUUUUUUCUAGAUCAACUUCAUGUAUUUUGAACUUGUACUAUUUUAUGCAAACCAACUUUGUUUAAAAAAUAAUUUCUGCAUUUUGAUACUCCAUAUAUUUUUAUAUAGAAAUUUGGCCUGUAAUCAAAAUAAUGUUUUCUGGAUGAACUUGUACUGUUCUGUUCAAAUCAGCUUACCUCCCUUAUCCAUUACAAUAACAAAAUAAAUAUAGUGAAAUAAUAUUUGAUUAUAACGCUAUGCUGUGUAGUUUAUAAAUAAAUAAUAAUUGCACUUUGA
This is a messenger RNA of Patella vulgata (common limpet), 2541 nucleotides long. Its product is annotated as protein PIF. The coding region runs from base 82 to 1752 and encodes 556 amino acids. Gene Ontology annotation, molecular function: chitin binding. The transcript has 11 exons. Lineage: Eukaryota; Metazoa; Mollusca; Gastropoda; Patellidae. Gene Ontology annotation, cellular component: extracellular region. The record is from RefSeq and is a predicted model, not a curated record.